AUGGACGAGAUUAAUCGAUGGGCAGACAUCGAUGAAAAUUUGUUGAAAGAAAUUUCAAAAUGGUUCCAUGCCUACCAUGAUUACAUCCAACUUCGAUUGGUUUGCAAACAGUGGAGCUUGAAACUUCCAAAGAUUUCCAAUGAAAACAAAAUUCCGUGGUUAUUGUUACCUGACGAAACUGUCAAGAAUCAAUCUUACGAAGACAAGGAGAUUCAUCAUCUCAUGCAAACUCUUGAUACUUGCGCCAUUGAAGAGAAAGAUAUUUACCAUAUCAUGCUGCCAGAGAUGCAGUCCUACAACAAGUUAAUUCGCGGUUCUGGUCAUGGAUGGUUGAUUGUCAUAUCCAGAUCUGAUGGCACUAUGCAAAUGUUAAAUCCAUUUACAAAUCGUAGAUUGGAUCUUCCUCCAGUCUCAACUUUACCCGAUAUAAUUGAUUACCAGCCUGAUAAUCAUGGGAAUGAAUAUAUACUAUGGGAUUAUAGUGACAUUAGGAUCACCGAGGAAAGAGAUAAAGUGCAUAGAUUGCAUGCUGUUAAGGUUAUUAUAAACUCAUCUCCUGAGUAUGACAUUGAAAAUUUUCUGGCGGUGGUGAUAUUCGGACUUUACCGGAGGCUGGCCUUUUACAAGCCUGCAAAUAUGAGAUGA
This is a messenger RNA of Arachis duranensis, 645 nucleotides long. RefSeq lists its product as uncharacterized. The transcript has a single exon. Lineage: Eukaryota; Viridiplantae; Streptophyta; Magnoliopsida; Fabales; Fabaceae. Bases 1 to 645 code for a protein of 214 amino acids. The record is from RefSeq and is a predicted model, not a curated record.